Messenger RNA from Empidonax traillii (willow flycatcher), 987 nucleotides. It is a transcript of the gene HSD17B3, whose product is annotated as hydroxysteroid 17-beta dehydrogenase 3. Gene Ontology annotation, molecular function: oxidoreductase activity. NCBI's taxonomy places the organism in Eukaryota, Metazoa, Chordata, Aves, Passeriformes, Tyrannidae. Gene Ontology annotation, cellular component: endoplasmic reticulum. The record is from RefSeq and is a predicted model, not a curated record.
AUGACGGUAACAGGGAAGAGUGGAAGAGAAAACUGGCAGCAUGAACUUGCCCUGGAAACGUCUGGGCAGCAGGUUAACUCCUCACUGGAAAAGGUGGUGUUGAUCUGUGUUAUCCCCAAGCUGGCAAGACCUGGAUUAAAUGCAGUGAUGGUAAGAAGCUCACUGCAGAGAGCAGCCUCUGAAGCUGAGCAGGCCACAGGUCAAAAGGUGAAGGUUAUACAAGGUGAUUUCACUAAAAAUUCAGUGUACAAGAACACUGAAAACAAUCUGAAAGGGUUGGAUAUUGGUGUUCUGAUUAACAGCGUUGAAAUGCUUCAUAGUCCUCUUUCAUGCAGUUUCUUUAAUGGACCAGACACUGAUGAAGCAGGAUUAUUCUGUGGACUUGUGACAAAAAUAACUUUGCAACAGGUGGAACCAAGGCAGAAAGGUCUAAUUCUGAAUCUGUCCUCUGGUCUGGGUACUUUCUCUUGUCCAUUCCAUACGAUAUACUCUGCUUCUAAGGCUUUUAUAAGCACUUUCUCCAAAGCACUACAAGCAGAGUAUAAGGGAAAGGGAGUUAUCAUAUAGGAGAUGCAGUAUCUUGCCGUAAUGACUCCUUUUGGUGUCUCUACCGCAAUGGAAAUGUACCAAAACCCAGACCUUAUUACAGAGACAGCAGAGGAGUUUGUUGGUGAAUUCCUGGAGUAUGCCACCUUUGGAGAUUUUGGAUGUUUAGCCCAUGAAAUUCUGGUAAUUGAAUUUGAUUUGAUGAGAAAGAGAGAACGUGUUACUAAGGCUGAUGUGGCACCGGUAAAAUUUGAAGAGAGGAAUACCCAACAUUUCAAGGGCAGUGCAAUCACCAGGCACAGUCAGUGUGAGUUUGUGAAGGGAAAGUCCUCCCUCGGUAAUUUUAUAUCCUUCUACAACGAGAUCACUUGCCUUGUGGAUGAAGGGAAGGUGCUGGGGACUCUGCUGAGGGACAAGAACCUUGCAGAGGGACCUGGAUAG